CUCAUUUUCUCAUUUUCAAAAGAAACGAAAAAGAUUUUAAACUUGUAACAAAGUCUAUUCACCCCCCCUCUAGACUUUGUAUUUCACCACUUUGGGACCACCAAUUGGUAUCGGAGCGGUCUUCUCACUAUCUACAUUUAGAUUAACGAGAAGCGAUCAAAAUGGUGAACAAUAUGGAUCACGGUUUGCCCAAGUUUUCUCUUCUAGGUUAUGAUGAUUGGAAGAUCAUGAUGGAAGCACAGCUUUACGCUCUACAUGAUUGCAUGUGGAUGGUGCUUGAGGAUGGACCCUUGAAAAUCCAAAUGGAGAAUCCUGAGAGAAAUCCAGCAACUCUAGACGUAGUCCAGUACAUUCCAAAGCCCAAGGAAAAAUGGGAUGAUAGAGAUUGCAAAAAGCACAAUCUGGAUAACGUCGCCAAAGCAGCCAUCUUCAAAACACUUGACCCCAUCACCUUCUUCAAAAUUAAGCACCUCAAGACUGCCAUGGAGAUAUGGCAAGGUCUUGGGAAGCUAUGUGAGGGUUCAGAGGACUUGAGAAAGCAGAAGAUAGAAGUCCUGCUUGAGAAGUUCAAAAGCUUCAAAAUGCUUCCCGGAGAAUCAUUUGAUAUGCUGGAUGAAAGAUUCCACAAAAUCUUGAAUGAUCUUGCAUCACUUAACCAUGUUCUUUCUCCCAAAGAAAAGAAUGUAAGGUUGCUGAGAUCUCUUCCAACUGAGUGGUACACCAAAGCCACAGCCAUGGAAGAAGGAAGAAAUCUGGAGAACUACACUGUUCAAGGUCUUUUUGAUGAGCUCAGAACCUAUGAGCACGAGCUGAAGAAGAAGAAGGAGGAACAAGUCACUCCCUUCUCCACGGCACUGAUGACAACUCCAAGAGUCCCAUCAAGUGAAGGGACAUGCCCAAGGAACUGUGACACACCCUCCUCCAGCCAGCCGUCAAGUUCAAAAAUGGAGAACUACGAUGAGGAAUUUGCCAUGAUGGUCAAGCAAUUCCGAAAGUUCAAAAAGUUCUUCAAGAAAGCUGACUCAGUCAGAAGGCCAUCCAAGGGAAAGCCACAGGUAAGUGACUCUCCUCCUGAAUCUUAUUUGUGUUACAAUUGCAGGAAGCCCGGCCACUGGAAGUCAGCGUGCCCGUACCCAAAAGUGGAGAAGUACGGAGAAAGAGAAAGGAACGAGAAGAAAAAGAAGGCAAUGGUUGCUGCUGAAAGUGACGAGUCAUCCAGCUCAAGCUCGGAUGAAGAAGCUCUCGUCUGCAUGGAGCGCAGAGCUGAAAAGUCCAACCAUGAGGAUAGGUGGACCAUGUCAGAAGAUGACACUCUCUGCCUAAUGGCCAAAGAUGAUGCUGAUCAAGAGGUAACCUCACAAACCUCCUGCUCAUCUUCUUAUGAAAGCAUACCAACUUCUGAAAAUCUUUUUGACCAGUUCAAAAAGAUGAUGAAAGACUUUGAGGAGAUAAAUCUCAAACAUUCUUCCUUAACAGAGGAGAACAAACUAUUGAGUGAAGAGAAUCUCAAGUUGACUGAAGGUCGGAAAAGUCAACUGAAUGAGAUCACUCAACUCAAGACUGAAAAUGAAUCUCUCUCUGAAAAGGUGAAAUCCCUUAACAAAGAACUAGGGACUCUUAAGUCAAAAGAGGCAGUGGAUAAGCUUCUUGAAACGACCAAACAUAAGGGUCGUGAAGGACUUGGCAAGUGCUUUGUGUUAAACAACGGGAAGAAUCAUCUGAACACUUUUGAUGAGAAAUCAGAUGAGGCCAUCUUCCUAGGAUACUCCAUGGUGAGCAAGGCAUUCAGAGUCUUCAACAAAAGAACCAUGAUCACUGAAGAGUCAAUACAUGUCAUUUUUGAUGAAAAACAUGUGGUUGACAAACCAUCAAAGCAUGAUCAUGAGGUUCUGGAUCUAUCAGACAAGGAUGAAGAAGUCAAUGAAGGAGAUAGAAUGAAGCCCACGGAGUUCAUUCCAUUCAGAAGUCUACCACUGAAGACUUCACAGAGAAAUCCGGAUUCAGAUAGUGCUGAGCCUUCCGAAAAUUUUGGCCAGCCUUCCAACAUUCCGGAUCUCUCAAACGGUGACAAUUCCGGAAAUGUUAAAGGGAAAAAGUAUGAAGCCAGAUACUGGCUAUACUACUUAUCCUCCAAAGGAGAAAACAGAGCUAGUGCUAGUUCCACUGCAGAGAAAAGCUCAUCAGAUAAUGUCCCACUCAUCCAUAUGGCAAAGACUGCCAAAAGGAAGCAAGUGGUGUCUCCCUCCAUUAGUAUUGAAGCACCACAGAACCUUGCUCUGGUCAGUGUGGAAGAAGCAGAAGAAGUCUCUAUUCAAGGAGAACUUCAAAGGAAGAAGAGGAAACUCUCCUCUCCCUCAACAUCUGAAUAUGUCAACUCGGAUAAGUUGAAGGAGAAGGAACCUGCUGAGGAAACCUCUGCCCAAAACCGGAGUCCUCAACAACUUGAAGAAGAAAUCCCUCAAGUCCAAAGCCUUCCAACCCCCUCACCUCAACCUCAAAUGGAUGAUGCUGAUAACCAAUUCUGGCAGCUCUACUAUGAUUGGAGAGCAUGGAAAGUUGGAAAUUCAGCAAAGCAACUGAUGGAUUGGGACCAACAGCUGAAGAAUGAGAAGAUCAUCAAGAAAUGCUUAGGAAUACCAGUCAACCAUAGCUAUGAAGAAAUCUUGGACGACUAUUGGGUAUGGCAAAGGAACCAUGAAGACCUGCAUCUGGAAUACCUAGCCAACUCACCAAAUUCAGAAUUUGAAGUAGAUGAUGAAGAUCCUUCAGUCUACAAACGAGUCUUCUCUAAAACCACAGAAGAACAGGUGGUUCUCACUUCUAAAGCACAAGCUGUUUUGGAAGCAACAACUGAGGACUUCCAAACAUUUCCGGAAACCUCACCUGCCUUUGAAACGGAAACCUCACCUGCUCUUCAGGAAAUCUCACAUGCUUCUGAAAUGGUUCUGACUGAAGCUGUCCAAGAGAAGGCAACCUCUCCCCCACUAGAACAGAACCACAAAACAGCAGAAGAAGAAGAAUUUCAGCAACUGGGUCAAUCUCAAGUUUUUGAGAUUCUUACAACUGAAUGUGAGAUCCCCAAUCCUACUGAAAUUGAGAUCCCGGAGAAGUUAGUAGAAAUUCCGGAACAGUCAGCUCUUCAAGAAACAAUGGAGCAAGCUGUUGAAGCGCAAAGGAAUUCUGGAGAAGCUAAAAAGGAAACUCAAAUGGCAGAACUAGAGGUCUCUCAAACUCCAGUAGCCAUUUUUGAAGAACAGAAUGCAACUAAAGAAAGAGACUCCCUCUCUAGGGAUAUAUCAGAUUUUGUGCUUGAUGAAGCAGAAGGAGAGUCUGAAAGAACACUGAAGGUUACUGAUGAAGAAGAUGUACAAGAAGAUGCUGAAUCUCUUCCAAUGCAACUCUUCCAAAGAACACCAUCCUCUCAUCAGGUAACCAAUUUUCAUUUCCAUAGCUCUUCCACCCCUACCCUUUCGGAUAUUGUGCCGGAAAUCUGGACAAAGAAGGUCCAAGGGCUGAUUGAAUCAGCCCUAGCAUCUCAACAUGCCUCCUUUAGGCAAGAGAUAGAGCAAAUGGUAGCCAAGUACACCAAGCUUAUAGAGAAAUCUGAAGAGAAGCACAACACAGAUCUCAAAGAAAUAAGCAAAUCAGUGCACAAGACUCUGGAGAUUAUCUCUCUACUAAGUAACACUAUGAGCAACACGAUGGAAAUAUAUGCCUCUGACAGUCAACUUCGAUUCAAAGAGUUCAACAAAGUCAAAGAGCAAAUAGCGAGUGUCACAGUUAGUCUACAAAAACAGAUGUCCCUUCUCCAAAUGGACAUCAGAUCAGCCCUAGCAGUAGCUUCUGCAAAUCAGGUAGUGACCAAAGACUACUUGAAGGUGAUCAUUGACAAUCAAAAGGAAGCAUACAAGCUGUUUAGACUUAUUGGCGCAAAUUCUGGGAACCGCAAGAUGGAAGUAAUUCUCCAACAACACAGCCCAUCUCCAAUACCACAGCUCCCUAUUGCAGUCAAAGAAGGAGAAGCAUCUUAUAUCCCUUCUCAUCUGAGCAUGACAAAUCUAAUCCUUGAAGCACAGCAAAGAAAUCCAGAAAACUCAGCACAGCAUCUAUCCAGCUCAGGACUGGAUGGAACAGAAUUUAUAGGUACAGUUGUUGACCACUUCUCAAAUGAUGCUCAAUCAGAAGAGAGACGUGAAAAUUUAAGGCGCAUCAAAGAACUGUGUGGGAACAUGAAGGGCAUGAGUGAGGUUGCCGGAUCUUCAAAACGCAAGAAGAAUUGAAGGUUCUUUUCAUCAAACCAGGGGGAAAGUAUGUGAAAACACUAAUUUGCUUUGAUGAAAACACCUUCCUGUUUAAACAUUGCUUGAUUGGUUUAAACAGUUAAACAUUGCUUCAACAAUUUUCUUAAUUGUGCUUAUUAUGCUUGAUUAUGCUUUAUCUCAAGUAUGAUUUUGAGAAUUUGUUUUCUGAAGCGCAUACAUUCAGGGGGAAUGAAAUUCAGGGGGAACU
Molecule: messenger RNA, 4509 nt
Organism: Cuscuta campestris
Lineage: Eukaryota; Viridiplantae; Streptophyta; Magnoliopsida; Solanales; Convolvulaceae
Source: the annotation of a GenBank genome assembly